CAUGGUGGAACAAGUUGGGCGGUCGAUCGGAUAGUUCAUUGAAAAAAGAAGAAGUUAUUGGAAUGCCGUUUCCUUUCAUCUGUGGGUUUGAAAGUGAAGCAUGUCGGUUAAUUUAAACCGAUAAAAACGCGGACACACACACACACACACACAAACACAUAAUGCACUUUUAAUUGUUUUCGUUUUUACUUUUUAAAGAAGUAACCAUAUACAAAACAUGAGUGAACCACAAACAACAUAUGUGUUAGUAAAACCCGGCGUUUACAAAAAAGUCAACCAUGACACCAAGAAAGAUAACAUCAUUGACAAAAAACUUCAGGAAGUUUAUAAAAAAAUUGAGGCACGCAAGAAACAGUCGAGGAAACUAUUCGAAUAUAGCGAACCUCGUGAACUUAGAAAGUCCAUUUUGGCUGAGAAAUUCUCAGAAAACAAGAUGAUCAGCAGUACUCCAUAUUUUACAAGGAGCAAAAAUGUUUUGACCACGCCGAAUUCAUCGAUAUCGCCUAUCUGGUACAAAGAUGUCAUGGAACCUCAGCGUAAUGUCAUAAAAAAGAGAGUUUUGGAUAGAGUAUGUUCGAAAAAAUCAACUAGAGAAACAACUAAAGACACAAACAAAAAAGAAAAUUCAAAACAAUUGCAACUAAGGAAUACGAUACCAGGAAGCGACGAUCAAGCAGACAGCGGCUCUUAUACCGAUGAGUCGGACGAUUCGGCACUUAUUGAAUUGGUUUACUCCCACCGACCUAAUAUUUUUGAAAGUUUAGCUGAAGGCGACGAAGUAACCUGUUUAAAUUUUAGUACCUCUAGCGAUAUAGGCGUGUCCCCAUUUUAUAAGCCGUGGCGCUUGGAUAACGACAACUUGUACCCCAAACAAGACUCUUCCUUUAGACUAAAUUUUAUCCCGAGCGAGUUAGAUAUUCUGAAUGAUACAAAUCAGGUGCAAAAAAGGGCCGAAAGUAAUAACGUAAAAUUCAGUUUCCCAUUUGAAAAUACCGUGGAAGGUUAUGUCACGAAAAAUCGUGACGGAUCGGAUAUCCUUUCGUUUGACGAAGAGAUGGACGAGUUCAGAACUCUUAAGCAAAAAGCGAACAAGCUCGCUAUUUCGCAGUGGGAAGAGAAAACAAAGUCGACCAGGAAAACCCUAUUAGACUCUUUAUUAUCGGGUAGCCCGAAAGAACGUAAAACCGAAUAUGAUACGCCCGUCAAUCUGGCCAGGAAGUACGCCAUAUCGGGAAAACGUGAUACAACAUCGGUAGAUCCUGGCAAUGUUCAAGUAGUUAUAGACAAAAAUAUUUCGUGUAAACCUUCUACAAUAAAUUGUCGGAAAACCAAAGCAACACCAAGAAACACUUCGAAAAAUCUAUCGCCUAAGCAAAACGGUUGUAUUGAUUCACCAUUGAAAGAAGACGUGCAUAUCUAUCAGGACACGCAUACUUCAUGUGUGUCGAAAAGUUCAAAAUUUACUAAAAUUCAAUCCAGAGCAAAGAAAACUGUCAACAGAUACAGCAACCGGAACAAGCAGCGGAAUGCAGCCUCAUCAAUGCAAUGUGUACCUCAAAGGCGGUCGAAUUCGGAAACCAAAACAAUCCAAACAAACACUUCGAAAAAACUAUCGGCGAACCAGAGCUCUUCUAUUGGUUCGCUGCCCAAUGAAGAGGUGCAUAUCGAUCAGGACAAUCCAUUGCAUGGUUCCUUAGCGUCACCCGUUUCGAAAAAUUCAAAAUUUACUAAAAUUCAAUCCAGAGCAAAGAAAACUGUCAACAGAUACAGCAACCGGAACAAGCAGCGGAAUGCAGCCUCAUCAAUGCAAUGUGUACCUCAAAGGCGGUCGAAUUCGGAAACCAAAACAAUCCAAACAAACACUUCGAAAAAACUAUCGGCGAACCAGAGCUCUUCUAUUGGUUCGCUGCCCAAUGAAGAGGUGCAUAUCGAUCAGGACAAUCCAUUGCAUGGUUCCUUAGCGUCACCCGUUUCGAAAAAUUCAAAAUUUACCACAACUAAAUCCAAUCCGAAAAACAAAACAGGGAGAAAGCAUUCGGGCACCAAAACGACCCAAACAAACACUUCGGAAAAAUUAUUGUCUAGCCAGAGCUGUUGUAUUGGCUCGACGCCUAAAGAAGAUGUGCAUAUCGAUCAGGACCCUCCAUCGCAUAAUUCGCUGGCGCCAUCUGUAUCGGAAAAUUCAAAGUCUACCACAAUUAAAUCCAGUGCGAAAAACAAGAUAAAAAUUAUGCAGAAUACAACCAUUGUUAAGCCACGUGCGCCUCAAGAGCGGUCGAAGGGAAGCGAUAUUGCAAAAGUUAGUCUGAACCGAAAAGACAAAGAGCAGUUGGCUUUGCGAAAAAAGGCGGUUGGCAAACCUGUCACCACAAAUGAAACGGAAGGUGGAAGACCUCAGAGAAUUCGUCGACCUGUUAGGUACAAAACUGAUUUAGUUUUGUCUCCUUUAAUUAUCUGUCAAAAGAGUAAAACUUCCCGAAAAAGUUACAAAAAGGUCUUAAAAGUAGCAAACAAAUCAACAGAUCUGAUUUUUAAAAGGAGCUUCUUAAUCCUUGAAAGAGAAAAAUGUUUACUAAAAGAUAACAUUAGACAAACCAGUUCCGACACAAUGAUUGAUCAUUGUAGUAGUGUCAACAAUUCUCAGUUUGGAGGAAAUAGGAAAUCUGGAGAUGGGAUUGAAUUGGAGAAAAUUAUACCUGUAGCGAUAUCCGAAGAUGAAGGAGCCAGAAAUGAGCUAAAAAAUACACAAACUUCAUCUAAAAAGGGGAAUAAGAUACAAAAAAAACGCAAAUCAAAGGGUGCUGCCGUGAUCGCAACUGAAAGGCUGCUUAAGGUUGUAGAAAAGAGUGUAAAUUGUACCACGAGCAAAUCCCAUUUGUUUGAGGAUUUAGUGCGAAGCAAUUGCAGUAAUUAUAUCGUAUCGCAGGCGAAAUGUAUUUUAAGAGAACCCGAAAAUUUUCGCAAAGAAGGAGAUUUGGAAGUCAGCGAAGUUUCUGUUAAUUCGAAAAAUGCAAUGGUUGGUUAUUUAAAAAUUCCACCAGGAAAUCGGAAGCCGAUGAGCACGUGUGUGGGAUGUAUUAUUAAUUUCACAGUCGUAAAAGGCGAAGCGUUGCUCGUUUAUAAUGGAGAAGAGGCCCUAAUUCGCGAGGGACAGUCCUUCAUAGUCGCUGUGGGGUGGAUGUUACGUAGCAGCGGGUUCUUGGUAUCAGAAACAGCUUGAUAGCGUUUAACACGUUUAUUGAUACAAACAAAACUGUGUGGAUAGCUUUUGUAAGAAACGGAAAAUAUAUUUUAUAUGCCUUUGCUGUACCAUAGAAUUUUAAGCACAAAUCUUCAAUUCAGUUGUCUUUGAACGAACAACCAAAAAGUAACACAAAGGUGUGCGCCAUCAUAUUUAACACACUUUAACGUUUGCAACAACGCAAUUUUGCAGAACGCAAAUGUGUGUAGCUUGGAUAUAUGUAUUUUCCAAAUCAUUUUUCUAAUCAAUUUAUAUUAUUAUUAAAAAAAGAUGUCCAACAUGCGUGGAGCUUAUUUUAGCUUAGUAUCUGAUUUAAAUAGACAAAAUUAUUGAUUUUUAUAUAUUAGUUUAUUUUUAAGGUUUUCAUUUAUUCCCUUACACCGACAUUAGUUUUUGUCUUUCUCUUUAAAAGUCAUAGUAAGGGCAGCGAGUUAAAGAAAAAUUAUUAAGUACAUCGGCAAAGAGAAAAUGCGGGAAAUUAUUUGCAUUUUUUUAAAAUAGGCACUAGGGGCGUAAUUGUGUUUUUCAAUUUUAAAAUUCGGCUGAGGCAAAUUGAGAUUAUUUGUGUUUAAUGCUAGAUAUCCUAUAUCUCCAAGGAAAGUGGUGUGAUGGGUGUUCCAAUAUUUUUUUUGUAAAUGUACAUAUCUACAAAAAAGGCUUAACGCAUUUUAAUUAACUUUAAGUUAUUAAAAAGGGCUUGCCCUAGACUAUCAAUCGUGCUAUGGGCGACGCCAUUGCGACCAGGUGCAGUUUUUUGACAACUUUAAAAAAAUUAACGUUCUGAAAAAAGCAUAAGCGCAACGAUAUGACUUUUAUGUCAUUAGAUAGUCAAGUAAGAGCAAAAUAACUCGGUCUAAAAUGUUUUUUCUAUUCCCGUCCGUGAAAUACCUGAUUACACACCGAUCUAGCAUGCGAGAAGCUUCACUUUACCACGUCAGUUUCUUUUCCGAGAUGGUAGCAAAUGAACGAAUGUUCAAAUGAUCGAAAAUCCCGAACGGCGUUCGGUUUCGGGCGGGGGGUGGUUUGUAACAGUAGAAUAUAGGCAAUAGACUUGCCGACAAGGUAAAGAAGUUAUUAGUAAUAAAAAUAUUUGUAGAAAUGUGUAGUACAUUACACUGCACGACUGAAACUAUAUAAGUAUU
This is a messenger RNA of Cylas formicarius (sweet potato weevil), 4383 nucleotides long. RefSeq lists its product as uncharacterized. Bases 218 to 3220 code for a protein of 1000 amino acids. NCBI's taxonomy places the organism in Eukaryota, Metazoa, Arthropoda, Insecta, Coleoptera, Brentidae. The record is from RefSeq and is a predicted model, not a curated record. The transcript has 7 exons.